CCGGGCGGGCCGAGGGCGGCCCCGGAAGGUCCCGGCAGGCGCCGCGCUGCCCGCGAUGGCCGCCGAGGGGAGGCCGCGGGUGCUGCCCCGGCACGGCCGUGUGCGCCCCGGGGCGGAGCGGCGCGGCCCCGGCCCGCGGCAGUAGCAGCAGUAUCAUUUCAGAACUCAAGUGAUUCAAAAUGGCUUUGAUUAGCCGGAAAAGUUUCCAGUUGUAUUCAUCCAGCACACCAGCAAGCAGGUCUGCUUUGAUGACCCUAAGCAAAAGGUUGAACUUCGUCAGGGGGCAGCGAAAGCCCCAAAACUGGAGCCCCGUGGCCAUGAGGAUGCUGUGUGUCAAAGAUAAAUCUCAGUAUCUGUUUUGUAGGAAAAAACAUGUUCAACUGCAGAUGCAGCCACUCUCUGUUAACGAAGCUGUGCAUCUUUGUGGCGAUAUCAGGAACUGUGCUAAAUCAAAUAAUGUGUGGAUGGAUGAACAAUUAUUUUUCAAGAAGUUGAACAACCUUUGUACAUCAAAAGACAUUUUUUACUUUCUUAGCUCUCUAGAGGUGAUGUCUGAUACUAUGGCCGCAGGAGCCCUGCAGAGGAUUUCUGAAGUUGAGGUGGAUGACAAUGGUCUUAAAAACCCCGCACUGUUAGAGAAUGAAGUUUUCAGGGCAUUAUGCUUCCAGUUGGAAUUUGAAUCCUCAAAACUGUCGAACACGGGCCUGCUGAAUGCAUUGCAGGCUUUGAUAAGGCUUCGUGUAGAUCCGCAGAGCACGCUGAUGACGAGCCUGCUUUCGGAGAGCGAGGAGCGGCUCGGCGGGGGACAGCUGACUGCUGAAAAUCUCUGUUCUCUUGGAGAGAGUUUGCUUGAGUUCGAAGGACCAAGCUGUGCGAUGCUGGAACAAAUUGUGAGGCACAUGCAAGAAAGAGACAUUGAGAAGUGGAGUCCCAGGGAAAUAGCGAUGGUUUAUAAGAUACUGCAAGUGACUGCGAGGGAAGGGCAACAAUGCCAAAACUUGCUAAACAGACUGAACAGUGUCACUUUUCACACAGUUUCUCAGCUAAGCCCAAACUUUGCAAGUGUAAUACUGAAUUCACUGGUGGUUCUUCGUCAGACUCGGGCAGUUCUCUUAGUCACUGCACUGUGUAAACAUUCAGUGAAGCAUGUUCCCUAUUUCACAGAUCAUGAACUGGUAGAUGUACUGGAAGCUUUCCUGUACUUUGGGCAAAAAUUGGAAACUUUUACAGAGGCACUGGAAAGACAUGUCCCUGAGUCCAUCCUCACCAUGCAUCCCCAAACAGUCAGCAAGGUCAUGCAUUAUUGCUGCAAAAAGAUGAUCCUUUCAAAGCCCAUCUUUGAUGCAGUGGCAGAAAGUUUCAUUUCCAAUGCUGACAGACUUACCACUGACCAGAUUGCUGCGUAUAUUAUCCCAUUUGGGACGCUUAACUACCUGCCUCCAAGUGCUUCUUCCUUGUUUAGGAAGCUUGAAGCUGUGCUGCAUACCCGCCUGAGGCACUUCCAACCUCACACCUUGCUAAACCUGCUACACUCGUGUGUCCUUAUUCAACGUUACCCAAUAAAUUUUCUGCCAAAAAUAUUUAGUCCCUAUUUUCUGCAAAAGCUUCAAGCUCAGCCACCUGGUUUGAACAGAGUUGUUAUGUCCCAGCUUACCCAGCUUUUUCUGACUGUCACUCUGGAGUGCCCAUUUUAUGAGGGUCCAAAACUUCUUUCAAAGUACCAAGUAAAGGCCUGUCCCACACUUCACAGUUCCCCUGAUGUUCACCUCUUUAAAAGGGUGAAGACAGGAUUACUUUAUUUACUGAAAAAAAGAAUAUAUUUUGCAUCAGAGGUAUCAACACCGUAUUUCUAUGUACUUGAUAUUGAGAUUAAAUUAGAUGAAGAAGGUUUUGUAUUGCCUGCGGCCCAACUUGAAGAGGUACACAGACGAAUUGCCCUGUGUGUUGAUGGUCAGAAUAGAUUUUGUGCUCAUAGCCACAAUCUGCUGGGAGAAGAAGCUAUUAAACAGAGACAUCUUCAGCUACUUGGUUAUGAAGUUGUGCAGAUUCCAUUUUUUGAGAUAAAAAAUCUUCAAAAUACCAGAAAAAUGGCAGAUUAUCUACACAAAAAAAUCUUUCCUUGUACAUAUGGACUCAGCAGCUGACACUGGAGAAUACUACUGGAUCACAAGCCUUCUAUACUAAAAAGUGUAAAUUCUGUGCAUGGAAGAAAAAGUCUUUUUUCUAAGUAACUUCACCUCAGAGAAUUUGAGCUUCUAAGUGUGAAACCUUCCAAUAUUUGGAACAAUUGACAUGUAAAGAGUAAUAAAGAUCAUCAUAUUUUCUUA
This is a messenger RNA of Prinia subflava (tawny-flanked prinia), 2327 nucleotides long. RefSeq names its product FAST kinase domains 3 (gene FASTKD3). Gene Ontology annotation, biological process: regulation of mitochondrial mRNA stability; mitochondrial RNA processing. Gene Ontology annotation, cellular component: mitochondrial matrix; ribonucleoprotein granule. The transcript is spliced from 7 exons. The coding region runs from base 180 to 2144 and encodes 654 amino acids. Gene Ontology annotation, molecular function: RNA binding. Lineage: Eukaryota; Metazoa; Chordata; Aves; Passeriformes; Cisticolidae. The record is from RefSeq and is a predicted model, not a curated record.